AUACACACACACCCCUUCUUUCUUGGUGAUUAAGCUAAUUUUUAUCAAUUCUAAUGCAAGAAAAAGAACUUAUAUAUUUAUAUAUUUUAUUGUUUAUCAGCUUGUAUCAAUAGUUCAAAAUAACAUGUCUAGGUAGACUAUUAUAUAUUUACUACCCGAGUUAAAUAAUACAACACCUGACCUAAAUUUUUUUUUACUAAUUGUGAUAAAUUAAUAUAGUUUGAUGUAAACGGCGAUGUACGAAUAAAUACUUUUCAUACUUCAUAUUAGAUCUUUUCCACCAUGAAUUAUGAUCAUUCAUCUCCAUGAUUUUUUUUUAUUAUUCAAUAGUGAAUUCCCAAUGCCCAUUCUUAUUAUUUUCCCUUAAUUUUCCUUUGUUUCUUCGUGGCAUAUUUUACAUGGGACCAAAAAUAUGCAUUCGUAGAAAAAGGGAAAACAAUAACUUUGACAUUUAAUGAAAUGGCAUCCUUGCUUUUAUUUUAAUUUUUCUUCCUUUUUCUCUUGUCAUCUCUAAGUGCAUUUCCUUUUUCUACUUAAGUCAUAUUAAAUAAAACUCCUUAAAUUCUCUAUAUACUAUAUGUAUUAUCCAUUCAAUUUAUAAUCUCCUUAAAAAAAUACUACUCAAAAAUGGAAAAACAAUAAAGAAAUCAUGGCCUAGCUAGGAAGGGAAAACAAUAAAGAAAAUAGCCUUUUGUAUCCAUUAUUGUAUGUUUUACCAUUUUAAGAACUCAUUUCUUGAUUGUUUUCUUCAUAUAUAUAAUGAUAAAGCAUGGACAUACGAAAAUUAAAUAUUCAUUGAGUAAACGAAUAUAGAGUUUUUUUCUAAUCAUCAAGAAAAAGAUACAAACUCAAAUAACAAGUCAUGAAGCUAAGCACAUUAAAAGUGCCAACGCCUGUUUGUUUUUGCUUGGUUCUGGCAUUGAUGAUGCUAUUGGUACCUGCUGUACUGAUACCAUUUUGGGUCAAUAGGGUCAAAAGAAUUGAAGGCGAGAUUAAGGUUUAUACAUCAGUCAAUGAACUACAAAGCCAUUUUCACAGAAACAUUAAAUUUGGAUUCAUGUUAAUCAUCUUAAUGAUGAUUGCAUUGGCUAUUUCAAUAUUCAUCUUUGCGAUACUAACAAUAAGAGCAGGAAGAAGAGAAAUGUAUUUGUCUUCUGCACUUAUAAAGCAAAUGGAAGCAACUCAACAAGAAGAAAGGAAAAGUAUGAACAAAAGCACUGCAUUUGCACUUGCAAAUCAUGAUGUUAGAGCUUCUCUUGCUGGAAUCAUUGGAUUAAUCGAGAUGUGUCGCUCCCAGGCUUCACCUGAAUCCGAAUUGGUGAAGAAUUUGAAUCAUAUGGAAUCUUGCACGAACGAUCUUUUAGCCAUAUUGAAUUCUAUUCUUGACCAAAGCAAGAUAGAGCAAGGGAAGAUGCAACUUGAAGAACAAGAAUUCAAUAUGGAAGAGCUACUAGAACAUGUUGUCAACAUCUAUUACCCGAAUGGAGCAAUGAAGAAUGUCGACGUGUUACUAGAUCCGUGUGAUGGUUCUGUCGCUAGAUUCUCUCGCGUUAAAGGCGAUAGGGGAGAAUUAAGACGGAUACUGAGUAACUUGUUGCAUAAUGCAGUUAAGUUCACCUCAGAGGGACAUAUUGCUCUUCGGGCUUGGGCUCGAAAACCUGUUUUUGAUCAAAGCUCCAAUACAAGUAAUUCUAGUAUUGGUUGUAUGUCAUGCUUACAUUUACAGAACGAUGAAUCAUCUGCAGAAUCUCAAGUACUGAAUAGAGUUCAGCAAGAUCCUAAUUGUGUGGAGUUCAUAUUCGAGGUGGACGAUACGGGGAAAGGAAUUCCCAAAGAGAAACAAAAGUCAGUUUUUGAGAAUUAUGUUCAAGUGAAUGAUCAAACAACUUCUGUUCAUGGAUCACAAGCAGGCACUGGCUUAGGGCUCGGUAUUACUCAGUCGUUGGUUCGGUUAAUGGGAGGGGAAAUAGGUAUAGUCGACAAGAAAAUUGGUGAAAAGGGCACCUGCUUUAGAUUUAAUAUUUUCCUCAUAGCAAGUGAUCAGCCUCAUGUUCAAGAACAUAAAUCAAUUAGUAUUAGUUAUGCAGGAGAAGAGGAGGAUAACCUACCUUCGACAGAUAUAGUCAUGGCAAAACCACUACAUGGUUCUCGUUUAUAUCGUGUCCUCGAAUUUGCACCAGAGUCUGAAGGUACAAAUUUACUAACUGUCACACAAGAAAUAAAGGAUGAAACAACUUCAAGAAUGAAGAUUCAGCAACCUCCAAUGAGGUCCAGAAGUCCACCCUUAGAAGCGAAACGACAGGAUGUAUCUGUUGAUGCUAACGGAAGUUCUAGUGAGAACUUACCUUUAACAGGAAAGAAAAUUUUGGUGGUUGAGGAUAAUAGAGUACUACUUAUGAUAUGCAAAACCAAGGUUUCCAAGCUUGGUGCAACCACUGACACAUGCGAAAAUGGUGAAAAAGCUCUAGCUCUUGUCCGCAAAGUCCUUAGUGAUAAACGCAAUAUAGGGCCAUCCACUCCUUCACUACCAUUUGAUUAUAUUCUGAUGGAUUGUCAGAUGCCAGAAAUGGAUGGAUUUGAAGCAACCAAAUGCAUUAGGGAAGAAGAGGCACAUUAUGGAAUUCGAAUUCCCAUCAUAGCUUUAACAGCACAUACAAAGGAAGUGACAGAUAAGAUUUUUCAAGUUGGAAUGGAUUAUUACAUAGAAAAACCCUUCGAUGGUGCUAAGCUUCUGAAAGCCAUAGAUUAUAUAGAGCAUAGAGAAGUUUAAGAGAUCAUAAAAUGUCUCUAUUUCUUGGAGUCGUUAUGUAAGAUAUAAAGUAAGAUUUCUCCGGAAACUCUUGCAAAGGGCUGAGUGUCUUUCUCAUAGUUUUAUGUUGUUUGUUAAGUAUCUUGU
Lycium barbarum (goji berry) is the source of this 2896-nucleotide messenger RNA. RefSeq names its product histidine kinase CKI1-like. The transcript is spliced from 7 exons. The record is from RefSeq and is a predicted model, not a curated record. Gene Ontology annotation, molecular function: phosphorelay sensor kinase activity. Gene Ontology annotation, cellular component: nucleus. NCBI's taxonomy places the organism in Eukaryota, Viridiplantae, Streptophyta, Magnoliopsida, Solanales, Solanaceae. Gene Ontology annotation, biological process: phosphorelay signal transduction system; phosphorylation. The coding region runs from base 863 to 2770 and encodes 635 amino acids.